Gadus macrocephalus (Pacific cod) is the source of this 791-nucleotide messenger RNA. RefSeq lists its product as uncharacterized. The record is from RefSeq and is a predicted model, not a curated record. The coding region runs from base 116 to 757 and encodes 213 amino acids. NCBI's taxonomy places the organism in Eukaryota, Metazoa, Chordata, Actinopteri, Gadiformes, Gadidae. The transcript has 4 exons.
GCUAGAUGCUGCUGCAAAGGAGAGGGGUUGUGAGGACCUUAAGCUGUGGAGGCCAUCGAUUGUCAACCACCUAUACUGGACUGCAGCUUCCACACCUAAUGGGGAUCCAAAUGUAAUGGAGGCCAAGUGGCAAAGCAUGGUGAACCAUGUUCAGGACAUCCAUGAACAUGACAGUCCUGGAUUUCCCUCCUGUGCACAUCUCCCUUUGGAGGGAGAAGCAAGGAACAAGCAGUGGCUGGAACCAGGAUCAACUGUAGCUAUUAAGUUGGAGAGUGUCACUACAAGAACAGCAUUGUUGAAGGAUGUUCGGCAGUUGUCCCCACAGCAUCAGACCUUUUCCCUGGAGGCCUUUCACUCGCUUAUCCUCCACUUUGCACCUAAGCACACUGGCUUCUCCUUCCUUGGGAUGUACAGCAGGCUUCUCUUGGCAGCCCUGCAUUACAACCACAAUGGAAGUCGAGAGGUUGCACGAACACAUGACGGCGAGGUUCAAUAUGGAGUUCGUUACCCAAGGUUCCGCAAAGGAGGCUGGGUCGUCCGCCCUGUCAAGGAGAAGCCAUCGUACGCUUAUGCAUCUGCCCUUAUGGAGUCUCUGAUUGAGGCCUACUCCAGGUCACCAAGGAGUCUACAAGAGAGCUCAGCUGACUUGUCCUCCUCUGCACCUGCCCCCCUUUCCACAUCCUUCCAGAUGAUCAGCAAGGAUGAGGCUGUUGGCUUGUAUCUUGCACGACACACACGUUUUAACACAGGAAAUUAGUGUUAAAACACUGUUAGGUAUUUUGUACACUAUA